Uncinocarpus reesii 1704 is the source of this 978-nucleotide messenger RNA. Its product is annotated as serine/threonine-protein phosphatase PP1. The transcript has 4 exons. NCBI's taxonomy places the organism in Eukaryota, Fungi, Ascomycota, Eurotiomycetes, Onygenales, Onygenaceae. Gene Ontology annotation, cellular component: nucleus; cytoplasm. The record is from RefSeq and is a predicted model, not a curated record. The coding region runs from base 1 to 978 and encodes 325 amino acids. Gene Ontology annotation, molecular function: protein serine/threonine phosphatase activity.
AUGGCUGACCAAAACGAAAUUGAUUUGGACUCUAUCAUAGAUAGAUUGUUGGAAGUGAGAGGUAGCCGUCCCGGCAAGCAAGUCCAGCUGCUGGAAUCCGAAAUUCGACAUCUUUGCACAAAGGCUCGGGAGAUCUUCAUCUCGCAGCCUAUACUUUUGGAGCUCGAAGCACCAAUUAAGAUUUGCGGCGAUAUUCAUGGACAAUAUUACGAUCUUUUGCGCUUGUUCGAGUAUGGCGGUUUUCCGCCAGAGGCCAAUUACCUCUUCUUAGGCGAUUAUGUGGACAGAGGUAAACAGUCACUUGAAACAAUCUGCCUUCUCCUUGCAUACAAGAUUAAAUACCCUGAAAACUUUUUCGUUCUCCGUGGCAAUCAUGAGUGUGCCUCAAUCAACCGUAUUUACGGCUUUUAUGACGAAUGCAAACGAAGAUACAAUAUCAAACUGUGGAAGACGUUUACCGAUUGCUUUAAUUGCUUGCCAAUCGCUGCUAUUAUUGACGAGAAGAUUUUUACUAUGCACGGUGGGUUAAGUCCCGAUUUGAAUUCGAUGGAACAGAUUCGACGCGUCAUGCGCCCUACAGAUAUUCCUGACUGCGGACUCCUUUGUGACCUUCUAUGGUCUGACCCCGAUAAAGACAUUACCGGGUGGAGCGAAAACGACCGAGGCGUAUCAUUCACCUUUGGCCCGGACGUUGUUUCAAGGUUUCUGCAAAAGCACGACAUGGACCUUAUAUGUCGCGCCCACCAGGUCGUCGAGGAUGGUUACGAAUUUUUCUCCAAACGACAAUUAGUCACCCUAUUUAGUGCGCCAAAUUAUUGCGGCGAGUUUGACAACGCAGGAGCCAUGAUGAGUGUUGACGAAAGCCUUCUUUGUUCAUUCCAGAUAUUGAAACCAGCCGAAAAGAAACAAAAGUACGUCUACGGGGGCAUGAGCACAGGCAGACCCAUUACUCCCCCCAGGAAACAAAAAAAGAAGUAG